Molecule: messenger RNA, 941 nt
Organism: Penaeus indicus
Lineage: Eukaryota; Metazoa; Arthropoda; Malacostraca; Decapoda; Penaeidae
Product: isatin hydrolase-like
Exons: 7
Coding region: 78-941 (287 amino acids)
Molecular function (GO): arylformamidase activity
Source: RefSeq, a predicted model, not a curated record
CUUGGCCCAUGGGCAUCGGGCAGUGGGCAAGAGAACGGUGCUAAUUCACAACAAGGAACCUGCCGUAUCCUUUCACUAUGAAGUUUAUAACCUUCCAACACCUAAGCCUCUGCCUGUUCCUGGUGGGGAGGGCCAACGCUGAUGAAUAUGUAGAUCUGACGUAUGAUUUCGAUGACAAUACGAUGGCUCUACCUGGUGUCACUCCGUUUAAGUUGAAACAAGUGGAGAGAGGAUACACCUUGUCUGGUUACUGGCACGAAGCGAACAGUCUGGAGGUGGGCGAGCACGCGGGAACCCACCUGGACGCCCCCGCCCACGCCUCCGAGAAGGGGUGGGCCGUCGACCAGAUUCCUCUCGGCCACCUUGUCGCUCCGGGAGUCAAGAUCGACAUCCGAGAGAAAGCAGAGAACGACCCAACGGCAGAACUGACCUCCGAUGACCUCAUGGCCUGGCUGGACGACCACGGACCACUCCCAGACGGGGUCGUCGUCUUCGUCCACACGGGAUGGGGAAGCAGAUACGGCAACAAGACGGCCUAUUUUGGCACGGAUUCGAACGACACAUCCGAAUGGGCGUUUCCGGGAAUCAACCCCGGGGCGGCGCAGAUCCUGACGGGGUACGAGGCAGCCAUCGGUCCCCGUGUCGUGGGCGUGGGAAUCGACACGCCCUCCCUGGACCGCGGAGGAAUACCCGACCGCCUCACGCACGCCGAACUCUCCCAGAAAAACGUUUACGGGCUGGAAAACGUUGCUAAUCUUGACAGACUUCCAACCACAGGCUUCGAAGUGACCGUUUUGCCCAUGAGGGUCGCGGGGGGGAGCGGCGCCCCUGUGCGGAUCCUAGCCACCCUGCCCAGUGCCAGCGCCGCCCCUGCUACGCCCACUCUGCUGCCCCUGCUCCUGGCCGCUGGAUUGGCUGUGAGGGCGAGUAGGGGGUUGUAA